AUGACAUCGCUCAGUGUCGUGCAAGAGCAAGUGCCCGAUGCCAACCAUAUUGCCCUGGAGGCUCUGCCCCGCGAUGCUGAGUUGCCGCCAGGCUUAGCCUCUCACGAUUCUUCGGAGAGCUUUCCUGCGCUGGAGAAAUGGAACCAGUCUCGUGGCAACGCCUGCCGUUCCUUGUGCACCUUCUGGAGUUUUCUGGUUAUGGGUGCCAACGAUUCCGCUUACGGUCUAGAAACGUACUACAAUCUCUCGUACACAGUGGUAUCGCUUGUUUUCCUGUCGCCUCUGGUUGGCUACACUCUCGCGGCAUUUCUCAACCAGCGGAUCCAUACCACGCUUGGUCAACGUGGCGUGGGACUGAUUGGGCCGGGAUGUCACCUCCUAGCCUACAUCGUCAACUGCGUACACCCUCCCUACCCGGUUCUGGUCAUCUCGUUCAUCUUUGCCGGGUUCGGGAAUGGACUGGAAGACGCUGCCUGGAAUGCCUGGAUUGGUAACAUGGCCAAUGCGAAUGAGUUGCUGGGCCUCCUUCACGGAGUCUAUGGGGUUGGGGCUGUUCUCAGUCCGUUAGUGGCCACGUCGAUGAUUACCCGAGCCAAUCUGCCCUGGUACUAUUAUUACUUUGUCAUGAUUGGAUGUGCGACCAUUGAGCUGGUCGCCUGCGGCGUUUGUUUCUGGAACUGCACUGGGGCCGUCUUCCGCGCCGCGAAUAUUCACUCGCACGGCGACAGCAAGAAAGGAGGCCUCAGGACGGCGCUCUUCCAACGCCCGUCGGCUCGCGUGACGUGGCUCUGUUCACUCUUUCUGUUGGGUUACGUCGGAGUUGAGGUCGCGCUGGGCGGAUGGAUUGUCACAUUUAUGAUCCGUGUUCGCCAUGGCGGUCGCUUUGCUAGCGGGAUGACGGCCACCGGGUUUUGGCUGGGUAUCACAGUCGGACGAGUUCUUCUGGGGUUCGUGACGCCGCGUGUUGGAGAGAAAAUUGCCAUUGCGGCCUAUAUUCUCUGCUCGAUGGCAUUCGGGAUAGUGCUGUGGCUGGUGCCUCAGUUCUAUGCAUCGGCGGUGGCCGUAUCCCUGCAAGGGUUCUUCCUCGGUCCCCUGUUUCCGGGCGCGGUGGUGAUGGUGACCAAACUGCUCCCGCGUCACUUGCAUGUCAGCUCCAUCGGGUUCGCCGCGGCCUUUGGAGGUAGCGGGGCGGCCAUCCUCCCUUUUGCCGUUGGUGCGCUCGCGCAGGCCAAGGGAGUUGGCGUACUGCAGCCGUUCAUCAUCGGGCUCUCGGGGGCCAUCUUCUUGGCCUGGCUGGGACUGCCACGGGCGUCGAAGGAGACACGCAGCGAGUAG
Penicillium lagena is the source of this 1335-nucleotide messenger RNA. Its product is annotated as Major facilitator superfamily domain general substrate transporter. Gene Ontology annotation, biological process: transmembrane transport. The record is from RefSeq and is a predicted model, not a curated record. Gene Ontology annotation, cellular component: membrane. Bases 1 to 1335 code for a protein of 444 amino acids. Gene Ontology annotation, molecular function: transmembrane transporter activity. Lineage: Eukaryota; Fungi; Ascomycota; Eurotiomycetes; Eurotiales; Aspergillaceae. The transcript has 4 exons.